This is a messenger RNA of Halichondria panicea, 4515 nucleotides long. RefSeq lists its product as uncharacterized. Bases 109 to 1332 code for a protein of 407 amino acids. The transcript has 5 exons. NCBI's taxonomy places the organism in Eukaryota, Metazoa, Porifera, Demospongiae, Suberitida, Halichondriidae. The record is from RefSeq and is a predicted model, not a curated record.
ACGUAUACGUCAACACCAACCAUCUAUAUAUACAGUGUGCAUACAGUACUGAUAGACUACACUAACAGAACAUAGUUAGAGCCUACAUCGUUCUUAUAGCUCCUUAAAAUGAGGAAUAUGUUUGUAAUAGCACUUCUCUUACUGAUAACUAAUGGAGGAAUAGCAGACGAAUGCCCAGGAUUUCAGUUAGUACUAAUGACAAAAGACGCAGCGAUGAAUUGGGAAAUACGGAAUGGUACCACACCUAUCAGUUCCAAUUCUACUUGUAAAUGCAACAUUACAUUCAAUGCGGGAAAUGCUCGUCUAGAGUGCUCAUGCCCAACUAAGAACUGUGAGGACGCAAAAACUGACACACCUGUUACACCAACGAAAACAGUUAACACAGAAUGUGAUAUAAAGACUACAGAAUCCUCUGGGGCAACUAAUAUGCCAACUACAAAAUUAUCCUCUACUGAUACAACAAUACCUCUUGAUGAUGCAUCCACCGCACCAAGUGAAACAAAAAACACACCAGUCAGCACAACAACGACACGAGUCACCACAACUAGUGAGGCAAUACUGGGAUCAGCCACUGGACUAUUGUUGGUUGUGCUGGUGGGUGUCAUCAUUGGGUGGAUAUGUACUUGCAUUAUCAUGAGGAGGAGACACGAACAAUACCACAUCAACCACAGACACACAGAUGCUAACGGCUACACAUACGCCCACUCCACCACCUCCACACCUCACCCUGCCCCCUCUUGCGAGGCCCCGGACACUACCUACAGCUCAAUAGGUCAAACCUACGAGACAAUUCCUCCUAGAGUAGUCCAAAGCUUUGACUCAUUGACUGUUAAUGAAGCAUACGGACCAGCUAGGUCUAUAGCACAAGAUGAUGACACGUACAGUAAGCUGGGCAACAGUGUAACAAGGAGGCAAGGAGAUUCAGAGCCACACAGAGUGAUGGACAAAUACCAACAGAGAGUUGAUUCAAGAAUUGAUUACUCCACACAAGGACAAGACGAGUUGGUCGACGAUAGCUAUAGCAAGCUGGCUGAUAGCAAGCUAGUCGGCGAUGAUAGCUAUAGCAAGCUGGUUGGUGACGAUAGCUAUAGCAAGCUAGCUGGUGCUGCUAGUAAAAGGUAUGAUUAUUAUGAACUGGAGCCACAGGGACUACAGUCGAGUGCCGAUCAAAAGAGCUUCAAGAUUGUGACGAAGGAAACUGAGUGUGCUGGUGGAGGGAACACUAUUGAGGGGGCGGGAGGUCGUGAGGGGAGUGUGUGUAGUGAGGGGGCGGAAGAUUACGAGGUCCCUAUUAAAGGAAAUGUGGAGGAUGCUCAAACGAUAAAUUUUUAAUACUGCAAACGCAUAGAAAACUGUUUCUCUUACAUGUCACAUGAUACAUACAUGAACUCAUAAUACGUGAUGAUCAUAUGUGACAGGCUCUGGGAAAACAGACCAAUUGGAGCAGAUAUUGGUAUUGAGCAAUAGCCAGAUUUAUAGACUACAGUGCAUAAUCUCAUAAAAUUUUUCUUGGCUUAUAGCUUUCUACUACCUCUCUGCAAAAUCUGAUGCUCUGAAUCCAACUCUUUCCACCAAAGCGCUUUUGUCUAAGCAGCCACAAUUACCUUACUUUUCCCAAUUUGGCAAUCUUUGAGUGGGCGUUUUUCAAUACCGCUGUUUUACAACUUCGAGUUUCCAACGCGCAUAACUCAGGCAUGGAACAAGCUAUGUGCAAACUAAGCAUAUCAAUGCGUAGGCAAUUCUUUGCUCUAUCAUCUUGUAUAUAGAUCGCAAAAAUUAUAGCUUGCGCCAAUUGGUCUGUUUUCCAGAGCCUGUCACAUAUAAUUAUUACAAUAAACAAACAAGUUGUUGUAAUUAUAAGCACUGAAGCAAUCUCUUGUGUUCUGAUAUAUUGAUGUGCAUGGUACAAACAAAGUGACCAAAGAAAAAUCACCCCCCCUUUUUUGACAUACGGAUAUACUUACAACAAUGACAAGGAUUCAGAAACCCCACAGUUGACUCUAACUUUUAAACUAUAGGACACACAUACAUACUGAAUGGCAUUGCUAUAUACUAUUGCUUUUACUAUCAGUAUAUCAAAACACUAUAAUUAUAAGGAAAUAUGGGAUACUAUAUGCAUUAAUUCUUUGUCAAUUUGUGUUGACUUUUCGGGACGUUGAAUUAGUAAUCCAUUUGACUGUUAUACCGUAUAUCUUCUAAUUUAUCGGACAGCAAAAAUAAUUAUUUUGGAAAUUGUCCGGGUAUAAUUGGAACAGAGCAUGCGAAGUGUCCGGAAUAAUUAGAACAAGCAAGCAGCUGCAUGCGAGCUAGCUAAGUUUAAUAGAACAAUGUACGACUGAAUAGUUGCACUAACUAUCUAAAACUAGCUACUCAAAGCUAUCUAACUGCAGCACUCCAAGUCUUACUUGCCGUCUACGAAUGGUAACUCAACUUUUCAAGAUAUUGUCUGGAUAUUUAGAACAAAUGUAAUAUUAAAGUAAUGGAGUGUCCGUUGUAUUAGAACAACGAAAAUUGCCCAAAAGAGUGUCCGGGGUAAUUAGAAGUGUCCGAUAAAUUAGAAGAUAUACGGUAUAUAUAAAAAUUACACGAUUAAGAAGUGCAGUUAGCUAAAAUUAAUGUGCUCAACUAUCAAGAUGAAGUUUGUAUUUGUACUAUUAGUAGCAGCAAUUCACUGCAGACUUUCCAUUGGACUCAAUACUAGGAAAUGCAGAAUGGCUGCAGAUUGUCUUAGAGAAAUUGAUGACCAAUGUACAGAUAUUUGCGAUGAUUGUACUGAAGAUGUAUUGAAAGAAAGAUGCAAUUGCCAUCCAUUCAUUGAACCGUGCAUGACAGUGAAAGUAACAGCCACUCACACAGUGACCUACGCUCCUCCCAUGGUAACUAUAAGACCAACAUGCUCUCCCCUAGUGGUAGCACCAACAUGCACUCUUCCAGUGGCAAAAGUAACACCAUCAUGUCCCACUACCAUUACACAGUAUUCAAGUAUCACACCAACAAACUGUCUACGGUCUACACACACCAAGGAAAUGUCUACAACUGUAGGGACAAGUUACACUGACACGGUUACUAGAAACAGUAGUUCAGUAACAGACAACAUUAAUACAACUACAUGUAACUGCAGUCUAGUGACAGUCACCGCAAUGUCAACUACCGGAGGAGACUCAAACACCAGUCUUAACACAGCUACUGAAGCAGCUACAAGUAACAGCAAUCAAGGGAUGCCAUGUAACAGUAGUCCAGUGACACUAGGAGCAUUCAUAGCUGUAUACUAGCAGCACUGCUGGUUGCAGUAACUACAGGAUGGAUAGUCACUUGUGUGGUCAACAGAAGGAAAGAUAAAGCCUCAACUACAAGCAACAAAGAUAAUAACGCUCUACAAAACCCAGUGUAUGAUUCAGAACAUGUCCAACGUUACCAAGGCAACCUGUCAGCUCGUACACAGACAGGUUACAGCUCACAGGGUCCGGCCUACGAGCAGGUCAGGGUUGACACGGGAACUGACUAUGAUGUCAUCGAUCGCAGUGGACCACGCCCACCAACCACACACCCUGUCCCUACAUCUGACCAAGACUACAGUACAUUGGAUACUGACGAGCAAGAGCAUGACUAUCAUGUGCUAGAAUCAACCAAUGCAGGGGGUCCAACAGCUGUGGGGGGUCAAGAGCCUCAAGACUACGAGAUACCACUCAGAAAGAUGUAGUAGCUACGUAAGAGACAGUGUGUGUUUGCAAUAGAAACUGAAAGCUAACUCAACAGUUUAUAAACAACUUCAUAAUCAUGCUUAGUUUGCAUGUGUUCUAGUUCAGAUUAUAACAUUGAUUUGUACUUGCACACUCUUCUCAGGUGCAUUAAGGACUGGGACCUUCAAUUAUUGCUGAAUUUGCAAAUUAUAAGCCCCGCCCACACGGUCGCCAUGGUUCCGCCCACGCAUUCAUUACUUCAACGUACCACUCCCUUUUCAUUUUGCAGUAAUUCAGCUAGUUUAGAGAAGUGGCUUAGUCGGCGUUUAAAACACCCUCUAGUAAAGCUUGCGAGGCAAUAGAUGACUUCCAUAAGCCUUCCUUAGCUGAUUUAUCCUUGUACUUUGUCAAAAAAUUGUUGACCGUGUCCCUGGGAAGCCUACUAUCCAAGAUGAGACUGCUACAUCAAACAACUUUCUGUUAUUUCUCCCUUGCAAAGACCAGGAGGGCUAAGCGCUAGAGUGAGUUGUUAGCUUAGAUAGAACUAAGUAUAAUGAGCAGCAGCAAUAGCUAGUAGCCUUAGUGUUUAAACGCCGAUUUUUCAAUAGAAAAGUGAAAUAGUGCUUCGACAAAACGGACCAUCCCCACUGAUCAAUUAGUGGGCAGGGCUUCAUUUUAAUAUUUUCCUAGAGAAUGGAAGCUAGUGUUUCAUUUCAUCAUAAAAGUUUUACACAUAUUAAUAUACAUAGUAAACAGCAGCAGGUUGAAGUGCCUCUUAUAAAUGUCUUUUUUAUGUUGGUCCCAGUCCUUAAUGCACCUGAGUUAGUUCCCCAAA